CAUAGCCGUGCCGGAGGAGAGGCACGCACGUGCAGCUUUUCCCCCCUCCUCCAGCGUCGUCUCGCCUCCGCGCGCUCCCCGCCGGCGACGGCCCCGCCCCCUUGCCUCCUCUCUCGCGAGCACGGCCGCCGGCGAGCAGGUCUGGAGCAGCGACGCGCGCGGCCGGCCCCCCCAUCGCGGUCCUCGAAUCGAAUCGGAGCUUCUUCCGGAUUUUUCUCUGAUUAAGAGCAAUCUGUUAGUUCCGCUCCUGGUUCACUGAGGAAUAAUUUGCCGUGGGAUGCAUCAGUAACAAUGGAAGAACUUCAUGACUGUGUGGUCCAGUUGAGGAGCAAUCCUCAGCGGUGCAGGGACACCGUUUAUGUUGGCUGUGGUGCUGGAUUUGGGGGUGACCGGCCCAUGGCUGCUCUCAAGUUGCUGGAGAGAGUCAAGGAACUUAACUACCUUGUGCUCGAGUGUUUGGCCGAGCGAACUCUCGUGGAUCGCUACCAAAUCAUGAUGUCGGGAGGAAAAGGAUAUGAUCCCCGAGUUAAGGAGUGGCUGUCUGUGCUUCUACCCUUAGCCUUGGAUAGAGGAGUUUGCAUAAUAACUAACAUGGGCGCUGUGGAUCCACUUGGAGCUCAAGAAGAAGUUCUGGAGCUGGCAUCUAAUUUGGGAUUGGAAAUAACAGUCGCUGUAGCUUAUGAAACAUCUUCAGGAAAUUCUGUAUUUUCUAAUGAAUCAACUGGGGUGCGACAGGGCGGAAGCACAUAUCUUGGUGUGGCCUCAAUUGUACACUGCCUAGAAAAUGGCAAACCACAAGUUGUUAUUACUUCUCGGGUUGCUGAUGCUGCGCUGUUCUUAGCACCUAUGGUAUAUGAAUUAGGUUGGAAUUGGAAUGACUUUGAGGAGUUGUCACAAGGGACAUUGGCUAGCCAUCUUUUGGAAUGUGGAUGCCAACUCACUGGAGGGUAUUUCAUGCACCCUGGAGAUGCAUAUCGAGAUUUUUCUUUUGAACAGCUUCUGGAUUUGUCUCUUCCAUAUGCCGAAGUCAGUUACAAAGGAGAAGUGUUUGUUGGAAAGGCAGAGGGCAGCGGAGGUCUUCUAAGCUACAGCACAUGUGCAGAACAGCUUCUGUACGAAGUUGGAGAUCCUGCAAACUAUAUUACUCCUGAUCUGGUUGUAGAUUUCCGUGAUGUGAAGUUCCAGCAAAUAUCAAAAGACAAGGUCCAGUGCAAAGGAGCAAAACCAUCCAAUCCUUGCUGGCCCGAGAAACUCCUCCAAUUGCUUCCUACUGAGAGCGGAUGGAAAGGCUGGGGAGAGAUAUCAUACGGUGGCCAAGAAUGUUUGAAGCGAGCUCAUGCAGCAGAAUACCUCGUUAGGUCAUGGAUGGAUGAAACAUAUCCUGGCAUUGAAGGAAAAAUUAUCUCAUACAUAAUAGGAUAUGAUAGUUUGAAAGCCAUUGGAGAUAACAAAGACAGUUCUGUCAAACAAGUGAUGGAUGUCAGGUUCCGGAUGGAUGGGCUAUUUGAGCUGGAAGAACAUGCUAUCAAAUUUGUUGAAGAGUUCAUUGCACUUUAUACAAAUGGGCCGGCUGGUGGUGGCGGCAUAAGCACUGGGCAGAAGAAGGAAAUAACUCUGCAGAAAAUACUGGUUGAUCGGGAGAAGAUCUUUUGGCAAGUAAAUAUGAAGAAAUCAAGUAUUCCUUCUCCACAGAAUCAGGCUACGAAUGCUGACAAGGGUCAAAUGUGUGAUCAACAACAACACAAGUGCCCAAGAAGGUGUGCAAUGGGCACUCUUCCCUUGAACACAAACAUGGACACACUGCCAUCUGCUGUUCCUUCUCCAUCUGGAACAAAGAUUCCUCUAUACCACGUAGCUCACAGCAGGGCCGGUGAUAAAGGGAAUGAUUUGAAUUUCUCCAUCAUUCCGCAUUUCCCUGAUGACAUUGGUCGGCUGAGGGCAGUGAUCACUCGAGAUUGGGUCAAGAAUGCUGUUUCACCCCUUCUUGAUUCCUCCUUGUUUCCCGCUGAUCGAGCAAAUCAGGUUCGGUAUGAUCCGCUCGAGAAUGUAAGUAUUGAGAUUUAUGAUGUCCCAGGAAUCAGCUCCCUGAACGUUGUCGUGAGGAAUAUCCUCGAUGGCGGUGUGAAUUCUUCGAGAAGGAUUGAUCGGCACGGGAAAACUCUAUCAGAUCUCAUCUUGUGCCAGAAUGUUGUCUUGCCUCCGUGAUCGCAGAUAUCUAUCUGGUUCUGUAGCUUCCGACCGGGGCUUUUAGAAGCUUGAAAAUUUGGCAUGCAAAUAGCCAGAGGUGAACCGAUCCCUUUACCUUCAUGAAGCUGCAUUCGCUUAUUGUAUGUACCAUGAGAAAAAUACCAAGAACCGUCAAGUAUGUGCAUUUCCAAGACAUACCUUGGUUGCUAUAUUAGUUGAUGAGAUUUUAAUGAGUUCCAACAAAUCUUCGAUGUCAUCUCUCAUUAGUAAGUACCAUUCCAAAUUAGUCAACUCUACUUUGAUAUCGAGUUUGUGAAUAAUGCCGUUUGGAUUGAGCUGGCUAAUAAAUCAAUUCAGCUGUUGCUACGUU
Oryza sativa Japonica Group (Japanese rice) is the source of this 2557-nucleotide messenger RNA. RefSeq lists its product as uncharacterized. Lineage: Eukaryota; Viridiplantae; Streptophyta; Magnoliopsida; Poales; Poaceae. The record is from RefSeq and is a predicted model, not a curated record.